This is a messenger RNA of Acanthopagrus latus (yellowfin seabream), 531 nucleotides long. RefSeq names its product RIIa domain-containing protein 1 (gene riiad1). The transcript is spliced from 5 exons. Lineage: Eukaryota; Metazoa; Chordata; Actinopteri; Spariformes; Sparidae. Bases 72 to 347 code for a protein of 91 amino acids. The record is from RefSeq and is a predicted model, not a curated record.
AAGCCGCCGUAAUUGCUGGAGGUCGUUUCCAUAGUAACAAGUGUAGAGGCUCUGUUAGAAACAGGGGAACGAUGGCUGGAAGAGACGGUUCGGUAAAAUUGGACGUCGGCGUGUUAAGCGCCGAGCAGCAAGAGAAACUGCGACAGUUUAAGAUAAAGACAAGAAUCGACAACGAGACGUAUUUGAUGUCACAUCCAGAAGUAGACGCAUUGAUAGGCGACUUUUUAAGAGAUGUACUCCUCAGAAGGCCUGCUGACAUCCGUGAGUUUGCAGCAGACCACUUCGCCAAAGCAAACCUUCCUGCGGUUAUUGGCUCCAAAAUUGAAGGAAACAGUGACAUGGAGUGAAACACACCCAACACUCAGCACGGUGCCUCUCCUGUAUGUCUUCUUCUGUACAGAACAACAUAUCUAAUGACUCUUUAUAUUAUUGUCAUAAUAGCAGAUUGCUAUCAAGGAAGCCAGCUGAUAGUUUCAUAUCAUUCUGCCAAUAAUAAUAUUCUGAAUCAGUGUGAUUAAAUAUUAAUGAGAA